Molecule: messenger RNA, 1719 nt
Organism: Malassezia vespertilionis
Lineage: Eukaryota; Fungi; Basidiomycota; Malasseziomycetes; Malasseziales; Malasseziaceae
Exons: 1
Coding region: 1-1719 (572 amino acids)
Source: RefSeq, a predicted model, not a curated record
AUGCAAGAUGUUCGCAAAGAGCUCAGUCACCUUGUGUCACACUCCAAGGACGCAUUAGAUACCACUACCGAUGCGCUGUGCAUCGAAACUGCGCGCGUACUUUCAAAACGUGACGAUGCGCAUGAUGCACGCAUAUGGCGCGAGCUGCAUACGAUGUUUUUUAGCACACUUGGUGCGCUGCUGCGCGAUGCGCAAUUUGAGCACGCGGUGCGAUGCGUUGCAUCGCUGGCCAAGCUUGCACCAGGAGUUCCGCUUGCGCCGAAGCAUGCGCGCCUUGUCCUGCGUACGCUCGCACACGCGCCGCCGUCGCAUUUUGCAUGUGCAUGGCGCGCGACACGACUUCUAUUACCGCAGGUCACGCCGUCCGAAACGCGCGCUGCGAUACGUACGCUGCUGCAUGUGAACCGCGUUGGGGACGCGAUACAGAUUUUCCAGUGGCAUGUUCGCCGAUUCUGGCGACAUGACGCACCGCCGCCGUCGCACCAACUCAUGCACAAUAUCAUGAUCCAAAUGCGCUACCUCGCAUUUGCGCAAUCCGCUCCCUGUAUAGAGAUGCAGUAUACGGAUGCGCUCGCGAAACUUGCAGCGCUGCUCCGCGAAAAUUGCGUGCCGCUCCCGGGCACGCGCGAAGAUAUCGCUUGGCUGAUCAAGCUGCUCUAUACCUACACGCCGUGCAAUCUGCCAGCUACAUGGCACGCGCAGCGUGCCAAACUUGUAAUCCGACGUACGCUGCCUCUGCUCGUGCAUCGAAUUCCUACACACGCACCGCCCUCCUAUCCUCCCAGCCCCGCGCGGCCUCGCGACAGGCGUCUUUUCCUCCUCCCGCCGUUUUCUGCACGUGCCUACAAUGCCUUGGUUCAGUAUACGUUGCGGUACGCCAAGCGGCCGCACUGGUGCCGGAUUGUGCUCGAACAUAUGACGCAUGCACGCAAUCCGUCUCUUGCGCCGAGCCCCGCGACCAUCACCAUUCUCUUGCAGCAAGCGACCCGACGCCGGGCAGAGACGCUCGGCGCAUACGCUUUGGAGCUUGGCGCCGCGAUGGAGUCGGCAGAACGGCACGGCGCAUCGAAUUCGCCGCACCUGAGCGCUGCACGCAUCCUGACGCACCUUGAGUCGGCCAUUGUACUCAGCGAUACACACCGGGUGCUUGCCUUGGUGCAACACAUCUGCACGAUGCACCUGCGCACACAAACAAGACCGAACGGCGUGCGCCUCGCGAGUGUCGUUUUCCGACUAUGUCCGGAACUGCGCAGGGCGCAGCGUGUGUUGGUGGCUCCGUCGGCAGCAAUGGACCCGCGCAUCGAGCUGGCCGUCUUGCAGCUCGCGGCACGUCGCGGGAGUAUUACCAUGGCGCUGCGGAUAUGGCACGUACUCAAACAUCGCCAUGCGCUGCCCCAGGACCCUGUCUCGCUUGCCGCUGCGACUGUUGUAAUGCAGCUGCUUGCAUGCUCGGCACACCGUAUGCGUCGCAUUCCGCGUGCGCAGCGGGCACGCCAAUUUCCACGGAAGCAUGCGCGCGCGCUAGCGAUGCAAGAGUAUGAAUGGCUGCUACGCCAUUGGAGUGCCGCUGGAGCAGUGCCUGAUGCCAAAUUCUUCCGCGCGGUCUUGUGCGUGCUUGCGCGUACUGCGCAUGUGCGUGACGCUGCGCAUGUGCGCGUACGCACAGAUAUGCACACGCUGGGGAUCAAUGCGCAAAACAUACCCACUCGAACCAACUAG